Polyodon spathula (Mississippi paddlefish) is the source of this 1632-nucleotide messenger RNA. Its product is annotated as STAGA complex 65 subunit gamma-like. Gene Ontology annotation, molecular function: transcription coactivator activity; protein heterodimerization activity. The record is from RefSeq and is a predicted model, not a curated record. Lineage: Eukaryota; Metazoa; Chordata; Actinopteri; Acipenseriformes; Polyodontidae. The transcript is spliced from 5 exons. Bases 172 to 1410 code for a protein of 412 amino acids. Gene Ontology annotation, cellular component: SAGA complex.
AAACAAAAAUAAACCAUAGAAAAUGUUAACAAAUAUUGGUGUUUAAUUUACUAAAUUUCUUAAGGAAGGAACCACACCUGAGUCAUAUUUGGUUUCCCACCAGAGCAAAAUACAAGCCGGACUGAUUUGUAAAACAUCAAACAGAUCACUGCGAACAGCCCAACCGGUAGAAUGAUGCGGUACUGGGGUGAGAUCCCUGUGUCGGCUGUACCACCCAGCCGGAGCUCCUUUGACCUGCUGCAGAGGGAGUUCCGCUCAGUAGAGGUGCAGGACCCACCGAUGCACCAGCCUUCCGCCCAUCGCCCGCGGCCCACCACAAUGUUCGAUGUGCCCUCCGAGCCUUGUAGCCUGACCAUACACACUGUGCAGCUCAGCCAGCAUGUGCGCCGGCUCCGAGCACUGCUUGCCGCUGCGCAGGGGCAACCCCAGGCUGAGGGGGGUGCUAGGCUGGAGGAGAACGAGACCUUGCCUGCUCGGCCCCCAACACCAGCCAUCCCAGAUGACCUGCUACCCCUCGACAGCAAGGCACCCCACCUCCCCUUCCAGCUUCUACACAGCGACCCAGAAAGUGACUUCUACAAGGGAAAAGGGGAGCCUGUGACGGAGCUGAGCUGGCCCUCUUGUCGGCAGCUCCUGUAUCAGUCAGUGGCCACAGUCCUGGCUCACGCAGGCUUUGAGUCGGCACCGGAGAGCGUGCUGGAGAUGCUGACGGAUGUGGCUCAUGAGCACUACCUUCGGCUGAGUCGGCUGCUACGCGUGGCUGUGGACCGAGAGGCCCGCCAGGGCUCCACGCCUUUCCCUGACGUGGUGGAGCAGGUGUUCCACGAGGCUGGCAUCGGCAGCGUGCUGGCACUGCAGCACUUCUGGCAGCACCGCAUCAAGGACUACCACAGCUACAUGCUGCAGGUAAGCAAGCAGCUGUCUGAGGAAUACGAGCGGCUAGUGAACCCAGAGAAGGCAGCGGAGGAUGCCAAGCCCCUGAAGAUCAAGGAGGAGCCUCUCAGCGACAUCACCUUCCCGAUCAACGAGGAGCUGGAGGCAGACCUGGCUUCGGGUGACCAGUCCCUGCCCAUUGGGGUGCUCGGAGCUCCCAGUGAGAGGUUUUCCACCGGGCUUGAGGGAGACAGCUCCCCCCAUACAGGUGCAGUGGGCAACAGUUCCCCCUUGUGGAACCUAGCACAUGUGAAGAUAGAGCCACAGGACGCAGAGGAGGGGCAGGUGCAAGGGCACGGCGUGCUGGGGGGCGAUGUCUUCGAGGAGCCCAUGUCAACCAUGAGCGAGUCCGGCAUCCCGCCCUCCCCCGAAGGGGCUGGCUCUGACGCCAGCUACGCCUCUCACUCCCCCGAUAGCCUCAUGGGCACCUCGCCCGUCUUCAACCAGCGCCCUAAGAAGCGCCUCAAGAAGAUGUGAGAGAAGAGGAGCUCUCCCUGAAGAGCAGCCCAAUUUCCAGCUGCUGGAAUCUCACCCCACCCCAGCUGUUUGUCUAGACUAAAUUAACUUCAUCAGCAAACUUUAAGAUUAUCCUUGUGAAGUUUUCCUAAGAGAGCUUUUCCAUUGGCCUGCGACCAUUGAGACCUUCACCAUGCAAUACUGGACCUGUGAUUGAAAUGGAAACUCCAGUCCCCGUUGCAG